AUCUGCUUUAUUGAAAUACUUAAUAUACUUCAAAAGAGGUUAUUAGAAAGAUGAACAACUUUAGCCCACUUGCAAAGAUUUUGGAUGAGAAUCGUCUCAAAGGUCCAAAUUAUAGUGAUUGGAAAAGGAAUUUGAAUAUUGUGCUCACUGCUGAAAAGUUGGUUCAUGUUUUGAAUGAAGAACCACCAAUUAUGCUUGAACCAGGUGCGGAUGAUGAUGCUCAAGAAGCUUACCAAUUAUGGUUUGACCAUGAUUCCUUAGCUAAGUGUUAUAUAUUAGCAUCUCUUGAGAAUAGGCUUCAGAAGCAACAUGAGAAAAUGGCUACUGCUAAGGAUAUAAUGGCAAGCUUGAAAGAGAUGUUUGGACAACAAAAUCGUUCUGCAAGACAAUCUGCUAUGAAAGGGCUUAUGUCCACCAAGAUGACUGAAGGAACUCCAGUACAUGACCAUGUCAUGACGAUGAUAGGUUUUAUUAAUGAACUGGAAUCUCUUGGGUCUGAGAUGGACAAUGAGACAAAGAUAGAUGCGAUCUUAUCUUCACUACCAGAUUCAUUUAAUCAAUUCGUUUUGAAUUUUAAUAUGAAUAAGAUGGUAGUAACCCUUCCUGAGCUUCGUAAUAUGUUGCAAAGAGCUGAGGAACUAAUUAAAAAGGAGAAGCCUGUAAUUAUGAUAGCAGAAAAAGGAAAGUCCUCAAAGCCCAAGUAUAAAAAUAAGAAAAGGAACUUUGGGAAUAACAAAGGUUUUAAACAAAUCCCUGGAGGCAAUGCUAAGAAGGUGAAGAGGGAUAAAUCAGAAGAUGCUUGUCACUUCUGCGGAAAGAAAGGUCAUUGGAAAAGAAAUUGUUACCAAUACCUAGCUUCACUCAAGAAACCUUCAGAAGGUUUUAAGCAAGAUGGUCUUUAUUUUCUUUCUCCUGCACUUAAUUCUAUUGCAUGCAUUGAAAAAGAUUUCCAUGAAAAUAUUUUGAGCAAAAGAAAACGUGAUGAGGUUGCUCCUACUUAUCUAUGGCACUUAAGGCUAGGUCAUAUCAAUGUUGAAAGGAUUAAUAGAUUAGUCAAGGAUGGUCCUUUAGACUUUUUGAAAAUUGAAUCCUAUCCGACAUGUGAACCUUGCUUGCAAGGAAAGAUGACUAAGUUGCCUUUUUCUGGAAAAGGUGAAAGAGCUUUAGGAGUCUUAGACUUGAUACAUUCAGAUGUAUGUGGACCAAUAAACCAUGUUGCUAGGGGUGGGUUCUCCUAUUUUAUCACUUUUACUGAUGAUUAUUCUAGAUAUGGAUAUAUCUACCUUAUGAAACACAAAUCAGAAUCCUUUGAAAAGUUCAAAGAAUUUCGAAAUGAAGUGGAAAAACAAAAGGGUAGAAAUAUUAAAUGUCUUCGUUCCGAUAGAGGAGGUGAAUAUCUUUCGGAUGAGUUUAAGAACUACUUAAGAGAUAAUGGAAUUUUAUCUCAACUUACCCCACCAAGAACACCACAACAUAAUGGUGUUUCGGAAAGAAGAAAUCGCACCUUAUUGGAUAUGGUACGAACAAUGAUGAGUGCAAUGGAUUUGCCUACAUCCUUUUGGGGAUAUGCUUUAGAAACUGCAAUUUAUUUGUUAAAUAGAGUUCCAACUAAAUCAGCCCCUAAAACUCCUUAUGAGAUGUGGACUAAUAAAAGGCCAAGUGUCAAACACUUGAAGAUUUGGGGCUGUCACGCACAUGUUAAGAAACAAAGUGCAGACAAGUUGGAAUCUAGAACAAUUAAAUGCAAUUUUGUUGGCUACCCAAAGGAAACCAUUGGGUAUUAUUUUUAUAAUCCAAAUGAGCAAAAAGUGAUCAUUAGUCGGAAUGCCUUUUUCUUGGAAAAUGAAUUUGCAGACAAUUGCAACAUGAGUAAUAAGAUUACUCUUGAAGAAAUAAUGGAGCCUAAUGAUGAAAUUAAUUCCCAAAAGGAAAUACAAGAUAGUAUUCCUAUUUUGAAUGAAUCGAUGGUUCCAACAAGGAAAAGUAAUAGGAUUGUUCGACCUCCAGUAAGACUGACUCUUUUGAAUGAGAAUUAUUCUAUGAUUUCAGAAGAAUGUGAGAAAGAUCCUACUACUUACAAAGAAGCAAUGUUAGACAUUGAUAAAAAUAAAUGGAUUAUUGCCAUGCAAUCCGAAAUGGAUUCUAUGUAUUCUAAUGAGGUCUGGACUCUUGUAGACCGUCCUAAUGGGAUCAAAACAAUUGGUUGUAAAUGGGUCUUUAAAAGAAAAAGAGGACCAGAUGGAAAAGUGGAGACUUAUAAGGCAAGACUAGUGGCCAAAGGUUAUAAUCAAAAGGAAGGUAUUGAUUAUGAAGAAACUUUUUCUCCAGUAGUCAUGUUAAAAUCAAUUAGAAUAUUAUUGGCUAUAGCUGCAUAUUAUGAUUAUGAGAUAUGGCAGAUGGAUGUAAAGACAGCCUUCUUAAAUGGGCAUCUUCAAGAAGAUAUUUAUAUGGACCAACCGGAUGGAUUUAUAUCCAAAAGGCAGGAACAUAAAGUAUGUAAACUUAAAAAAUCCAUUUAUGGGCUUAAACAAGCCUCAAGAAGUUGGAACAUCAGAUUUGAUGAGACAAUCAAACAGUUUGGUUUCUCACAAAAUCUAGAUGAAGCAUGUGUUUAUAAGAAAACACAAGGGAAUGCUAUUACUUUUCUUGUUCUUUACGUUGAUGACAUCUUGCUCAUUGGGAAUGAUAUAGGGAUGUUGUCAACAGUGAAAUUAUGGCUCUCUAACCAUUUUUCUAUGAAAGAUUUAGGAGAUGCCACAUAUAUUUUGGGUCUUAAGCUCUAUCGAGAUAGAAGCAAUAGACUGUUGGGUUUAUCCCAAUCAGCAUAUAUUAAUAAAAUUGUGGCCAAGUUUAACAUGCAAGAUUCCAAGAAAGGAUUUGUACCUUUCAGACAUGGAAUUUUUCUUUCUAAGAAAAUGUCACCAAAAAGUGAUAUUGAGUUAGAAAGAAUGAAAAAUUGCCCAUAUGCUUCCGCUGUAGGUAGUUUGAUGUAUGCAAUGUUAUGUACUAGGCCAGAUAUUGCUCAAGCAAUAAGUGUGGUGAGCAGAUAUCAAUCUAAUCCUGGAGAAGAGCAUUGGACAGCAGUUAAGCAUAUUUUUAAAUAACUUAACAGGACUAAGCAUUAUUGUUUAGUAUAUGGUGGAGGUCCUUUAAAUGUUGAAGGAUAUACAGAUUCUGAUUUUCAAUCAAAUCCUGAUGAUAGAAAGUCUACAUUAGGAUAUAUCUUUGCUUUAAAUAAUGGUGCUUUUAGUUG
This is a messenger RNA of Rubroshorea leprosula, 3253 nucleotides long. NCBI's taxonomy places the organism in Eukaryota, Viridiplantae, Streptophyta, Magnoliopsida, Malvales, Dipterocarpaceae. The record is from the annotation of a GenBank genome assembly.